Molecule: messenger RNA, 3896 nt
Organism: Enhydra lutris kenyoni (northern sea otter)
Lineage: Eukaryota; Metazoa; Chordata; Mammalia; Carnivora; Mustelidae
Product: phosphatidylinositol 4-kinase type 2 alpha
Exons: 9
Coding region: 11-1450 (479 amino acids)
Biological process (GO): Golgi organization; phosphatidylinositol phosphate biosynthetic process; endosome organization
Cellular component (GO): plasma membrane; endosome; lysosomal membrane
Molecular function (GO): 1-phosphatidylinositol 4-kinase activity
Source: RefSeq, a predicted model, not a curated record
GGCCUGAGGGAUGGACGAAACGAGCCCACUGGUGUCCCCCGAGCGGGCCCAACCCCCGGACUACACCUUCCCGUCCGGCUCGGGCGCUCACUUUCCGCAGGUGCCGGGGGGCGCGGUCCGAGUGGCGGCGGCUGCUGGCCCGGCCCCCUCUCCGCCGGGCUCGCCAGGCCACGACCGCGAGCGGCAGCCGCUGCUGGACCGGGCUCGGGGCGCGGCGGCCCAAGGCCAGACCCAAACCGUGGCGGCGCAGGCCCAAGCCCUGGCCGCCCAGGCGGCGGCGGCGGCCCACGCCGCGCAGGCCCACCGCGAGCGGAACGAGUUCCCGGAGGACCCCGAGUUCGAGGCUGUAGUGCGGCAGGCCGAGCUGGCCAUCGAACGCUGCAUCUUCCCCGAGCGCAUCUACCAGGGCUCCAGCGGAAGCUACUUCGUCAAGGACCCUCAGGGGAAGAUCAUUGCCGUCUUCAAACCCAAGAAUGAAGAGCCAUAUGGGCACCUUAAUCCUAAGUGGACCAAAUGGCUGCAGAAGCUAUGCUGUCCCUGCUGCUUUGGCCGUGACUGCCUUGUCCUCAACCAGGGCUAUCUCUCAGAGGCAGGGGCCAGUCUGGUGGACCAAAAACUGGAACUCAACAUUGUACCCCGUACAAAGGUAGUGUACCUGGCCAGCGAUACCUUCAACUAUAGUGCCAUUGACCGAGUGAAGUCCAGGGGCAAGCGGCUUGCGCUAGAGAAAGUGCCAAAAGUCGGGCAGCGGUUCAAUCGCAUCGGGCUGCCACCAAAGGUUGGUUCAUUCCAGCUCUUUGUUGAAGGCUACAAAGAUGCGGACUACUGGCUCCGGCGUUUCGAAGCAGAGCCCCUCCCGGAGAACACUAACCGGCAGCUGCUACUGCAGUUCGAGAGGCUGGUGGUGCUGGACUAUAUCAUCCGCAACACUGAUCGAGGCAAUGACAACUGGCUGAUUAAGUAUGACUGUCCAAUGGAUAGUUCUAGCUCUCGGGACACAGACUGGGUGGUGGUGAAGGAGCCUGUUAUCAAGGUGGCUGCCAUAGACAAUGGGCUGGCUUUCCCCCUGAAGCAUCCUGAUUCCUGGAGGGCAUAUCCCUUUUACUGGGCCUGGUUGCCCCAGGCAAAAGUCCCAUUCUCUAAGGAGAUCAAAGAUCUGAUUCUUCCAAAGAUAUCGGACCCUAACUUCGUCAAGGACUUGGAGGAGGACCUGUAUGAACUCUUCAAGAAAGAUCCUGGUUUUGACAGGGGCCAGUUCCAUAAGCAGAUUGCUGUCAUGCGGGGACAGAUCCUAAAUCUGACCCAGGCCUUGAAAGACAACAAGAGUCCCCUGCACCUUGUCCAGAUGCCACCCGUGAUUGUCGAGACGGCCCGUUCCCACCAGCGGUCUUCUAGCGAGUCCUACACACAGAGCUUUCAGAGUCGGAAGCCCUUCUUUUCGUGGUGGUAGCCCAAGAGGCAGACAAAGACAUGUUUGAGACUUGGGCUAGGAGGAAGCCUGGGGAGUGGGUUGCAGGAAAAGCCAGAGAUGCUGGUGGAGAGCAGUGCCCUUAAGAACCCUUCUUCUCUGCUCGCCAGCCCCUCAGGGCUUUCCCAAGCACAGGGAGAAGCACAAUCGGAGGGACAGUGUGUGCUGUUGGGCCCUUCUGAUUGCUAGGGAGGGCUGGAGCCUCCAUGGGGGCAAGCUGGGAAAUUCCCUUCCCUCCCUGACACCCUGCUCUGUGGCAAUUCUCAUUAUAUUCUGCAUCAGAAAAUGAACACACAAAUACGAAUUUAAAUAUUAGUAGCAAAACCCAGGCAGAAUCCCAGAUCCUCUCAGGUCAGAAACCUGUAAUCCAGACCUAAAUUUGCAUGGACCCAGACACUCAGGUGCCUCACAGUUCCUUACUCCCAUGGACCACGCCGGCUGGGUGAUUCAGAGAGCCACUGGGUGACUCACCAGUUGGGACAGACAGAAGCCACACCUUUCCUUUGUUUUUUUUUGCCAGGUUUUCUUCCCCUUCUCCCACCAGUGCAAUAGGCUGACUAGAAGCCUCCCAACCCAGUUCUCCUGGCCAGGACACUUUUGCUCCAGAACUCUCAGUGGUUCUGCAUAUGAUCAUAGAGAUCGGCUCUGCUCUCUGCCCUCCCUAGUCCAGGCUUGCAGUUUACCCGCCAUUCAGGCAAAGGCAAGAGGGAAGAGGUGGCCCUCCCAGCAUGUGGAAGCGAUCCACUUGGCCUAAGUGUAUGCUGGGAGCUGUAAUUGGCCUGUAGGUAAACUUAUCCCAGCCUUGCUUUCUGAGUUGGGGUGAUAAACUCCCCCAAGUCCUCUAAUUUGUUCUGUUGUUAGAUAUUUUUUUUCUCAACACUUUUGACUUAGGGGUUCAGUUCUGGGUCUCAGUGAGUUGCAUCUCAGCUCAUAAGAGGACAGGAUAUUAGGUCCCUGGACUUCUUUUUAUGCUACCACUGCUGCCUGGUGGGAGUAACGGGACUCAUUCUCUUCCUAGUGGGCAGCUUCCUUUUGCUCCCGACUUCUUGUUACUGGCCAGUGUUUCCUUGGCUUCUUGGGAAGGGCAGGGCCCAGAGGAGAAGGGCCUUCAGACUGCCCCCCAGCGCCUGCCCAGCUCGGUGUGCAUCUUCAUCCUUCCAUGUCUCUUCCCUCAGCUGGCCCCCUUGCCAGGUGUCCAAGCCCUUUCCACACCAAAGCAAAGAAUGGCCUCCGGAGGGAGCGAAGAGGGUGCCAUCUGUGGCUAAGGGGCAGUUCUGCGCUACUGGACACUUCAAGAUUCUGGCACCCUGCGAUUGGUCAAUCAGCCUUGGAAAGAAACUAUCUUGACGGUUUGAAAAACAACCAAAGAAAGGGAGCGAGGACUAUGGCUCUGUGCCCUCUGCUUGCCCAGCUCCCGCUGCCCAGGAGGCAGAGCAGAGAUGUGCAGUCCUCUUGUCAGCUGGGCCAAGCUGGUCCCUUUGCCUCCCAGCCCCCAGGAGCCAGUUUCUGGUGGGGUUCCCUCCAGCUGUCAGGAAGUUUCUGGGAGCUGGCUAUGCAUGCCCUGUGGACAAAGACAUAGCUCUUAGCCCUGACAAUCUCAUUCGGCUGACCUGGAAUCUGGCCUUGGGGACCGUGGUGGCGACAGUGCCUGUGCCCAGAUUACAGGAGCAGCAGGGCUUUCGGAGGCCAGAGGGGACCCAGGUGUGUUUAGCUCUCCAAAGACCUCUCUAUACAGACCUGUUGGUAAAGCUUCCCACCUGGGCUGUGAGAGAGUCCAGGCAGUCUUAGAGGAAGCUGGUUGCUUCCCCCAGCCAAGUAGAUCCGCACAUCGCCCUCAUCUAGACCAGCUCUGUGAUGAGAAGGAAAUUGGGUCCAACGUAUGAGGGGGCUGAUCCCAGUCUUGGCAGGCAAGAAUGUGGGGUAUCCUUUCUCGGCAUGUCUCCAUUCUCCUGGAAGUCUGUACUCAGGUUGCCUUGAAUGUGGACUUGGGGAGAGUUGGGGGCGCAAAGUUGCCAGGGGAGGCUUCUGGGUGGCACUCAUGGGACAGCCCAGCUCUCUGCCAGCCCCAGGCCCUGUCCCCCUGUCAGGGAGGUGAGGCUGGGCUGGGAGAGUGCUGCUGCCUGUGUUGUUCUUCCAAUGCACUGUAGAACUUGUAUGUAAUGUAUUUAAAUCAAUGCAAAUGUAUGAAUAACAAGUCCAAUUCUGACCUUUUUUGUCUAGUGAUCUCGGGUAAAAGGAAGACAAGGUAGAAUACAAUUUUAAGGACAAAGGACCAUGUGUUUCCAUGGAGUUGCUGAGAUAAUGGCUCCUGAGUUAUACAGGUCCUCAUUUCCGAAGUCCCAGUGCUUAAUAUUUUCAUUAACUCAUUUGACACCAAAACGUGACCUGAACCUACGCUGGUAUGAAUUGAAGCUAUUUGUAACCAUCA